Messenger RNA from Labrus bergylta (ballan wrasse), 1438 nucleotides. NCBI's taxonomy places the organism in Eukaryota, Metazoa, Chordata, Actinopteri, Labriformes, Labridae. The record is from RefSeq and is a predicted model, not a curated record.
CCGGGUCCUGCAUGCAGGGAAUCUGGACUUUUGUGUGAUCAUGUGCGUUCUUUGGACCUGCUGAGCAGCAGAAACACGGGCGUAGUCAAGGACGACAUGUCGAACAACAUCAAAACAAACAACAAGAGCCAGGACAAAAGUCAUGGCGACUUCUCAGAAAGGCUGCUGGGAUUUGACGAGCUGGAAGAAGGGUCAGCUGUUCCUAGGAAGAGCAGGAAAGAAAGUCGCACCAGCAAACGAGAGAAGCUUCAGUCGUGUGGAGACAUCAACCAGCUCUGUGCCCCCCCACCUCAGAGGAGGACCAGGUCUCUGGAUCGCAGGACGACAGACACCGUCAUGACGGAAAAAUGUGUCUUCACAUAUUUAUUAAACUUUAAAAAAGGCUGGAUGGCCAAACUGGAUGAAAAUGAGCAGCCAAAGAAAUAUUGGUUUGUUCUUUCGAUGAACAGUCUGAGAUUCUACAGGGACUCCUUAGCUGAGGAGUCCUCAGAUCUUGAAGGAGAAAUCAAGCUUACAAAGUGUUUUAAGGUGUCUGAAUUUCAUGUUCAGAGAAACUACGGCUUCCAGAUCCAUACUCCUGAUGGCGUCUUCACACUGUCGACCAUGACAGCAGGGAUGCGCAGGAGCUGGAUCCAGGCUCUGAUGAGGAACCUUCAUCCCGCUAACACACCUGACGUCACCAGUUUACCUGGACUCCAGGUCUCAUCUGAGCACCUCCUUAGACCGGACCUGACUCAUGACUCCUCAUCAGCAGAGAAAGAUGAGAUCAAACACGUCUGUGUGACGCAGAGACGGAGAGAAGGACGAUACAGAACCUUUGACUGGGUCGGGUUCAGGUCUCAGGACUCUAACCCUGAGACUAAAGCGUGUCAGGACACUCAGAGUAAACCGGGUCAGGAACCGGACCCUCAGAGGACGGAAGCUGGGAGCUCUGAGGAGAGGAGGAGGAGUAGGGAGGAGAGGAGAAGGAGAUACGAGAGCGUUCUGGGCUUCACUUUGAGUCCAGAGUCCCAGCAGAAGACGGAGGAGGAGGUAGAGGAGUGCUGGAGAAAGGUGGAGACGAGUUUCUUCAGAUCAGAGAACAGUGUUGCUGUUUUCUCAGAAAGCAGGGACUCUGAGGAGCAGCUGGAACAGUUCAGGACCAUGGUGGAGGAUCUAAAGGCUCAGCUGGAGGAGUCAGAGCGUCUCAGACUGAAGCUGGAGGAUGAACUCAGAGCAGGAACCAAUCGUCAGCUGGAACCUCCUCUGAGUUCAGACGCAGAAACACUGAGAGAAAGCAGCGAGAGAUCGCAGCAGCAGAACGUCAUCAGACAGGAACAUCCUCCUUUGACACCCAGGAUCCUGCUGCAUGACUCCGAGGGAAACCUGAGGGAGCUUCUUCAUACAGACCCCGCACCUUCCACAUCCUCUGCACCAUCAUCCUCACCUUCAUCACCCA